Molecule: messenger RNA, 3481 nt
Organism: Dunckerocampus dactyliophorus (ringed pipefish)
Lineage: Eukaryota; Metazoa; Chordata; Actinopteri; Syngnathiformes; Syngnathidae
Product: abl interactor 2-like
Exons: 12
Coding region: 30-1754 (574 amino acids)
Cellular component (GO): lamellipodium
Molecular function (GO): SH3 domain binding
Source: RefSeq, a predicted model, not a curated record
AAGCUCGCUCGCGAGGCAAACAUGUAAAGAUGGCGGAGUUACAAAUGCUGCUGGAAGAGGACAUUCCUGCAGGAAGGAGAGCUCUCCUGGACAGCUUCCCCAACCUGGAGCGAGUGGCAGAGUACUGCGAGAACAACUAUGUCCAGGCUACAGACAAGCAUCGAGCGCUGGAGGAGACCAAGAGCUACACCACUCAGUCUCUGGCCAGCGUGGCCUACCUCAUCAACACGCUGGCCAACAACGUGCUGCAGAUGUUGGACAUCCAGGCAUCCCAGCUGCGAUGCAUGGAGAGCUCCAUCAACCACAUUGCGCAGACCAUCGAUGUCCACAAGGAGAAGGUGGCCAGGCGGGAGAUCGGCAUUCUGACCACCAAUAAGAACACCUCACGCUCGCAUAAGAUUGUGGCGCCGCCCAAUCUGGAGAGGCCCGUGCGUUACAUACGCAAGCCCAUCGACUACGGCGUGCUGGAUGACAUCGGACAUGGCGUCAAGUGGUUGUUGAGGUUUAAGGUGAACGGGCACGAGAACAUAAAGAUGGGAGGUGGUCUGUCCAGGUCCAAUCCCCCCAGUCAGAAACCACCCAGCCCUCCCAGAACAGGAAGGAGCAUCUUUGGGAAGAGCUCCCCCUACAGGACACUGGAACCUGUGCGACCGCCGGUCGUUCCCAAUGAUUACGUUUCCAGCCCCACCAGGAACAAUAUGGCCGCCGGGCAGCUUCCCAGUCCAGCGCACACAGCCACGCUCAGUCACCGGCCUCGGACGUACAGCGGCAGCAGCGGGGGGAGUCAUCCUAGCAGCAGCAGUCGGAGCAGCAGCAGAGAGAACAGCGGCAGCGGGUCCAUUGGCGUUCCCAUCGCCGUGCCAACACCCUCCCCUCCCUCCACCUUUCCAGUUUCCCUGACUGCCGGACCCGCUAGCUCCUCCUCCACGGCCCCUAACUCCUCCCCAACCUCUUCUACCUCCUCUUCUUCCUCCUCCUCCACCGCCACUUUAACGCAGCCCAACGCCUUUUUGCCGCUGACCUCGCCUUCGCAGCACACUCACUCGCCGCCUCCGUCCAGCUGGAAGCCCUCUAACCCCGUCCCCUCCCACAUCCCGCCCGGCCUUUCACCUCCCCAACCUUCUCUCCUCUCCUCGUCCUCGCCCGAGGAAGGUCCGGAGGUUCCUCAAUUCUACAGCAUGAACCGGCCUCAGCCUCGGCAGCAGGCGCAGCAGGUGGGCGGGUCUCUGCCUUACCGCCGCCCACCAUCUGUGACCGGGCAGCCAAUCACAACACAGAACCAGGUCAAUGGAGGGCCCUACCACAGCCAGAGUCCGGCUUCGCCACCGCCCCCCUCCUUCCUCCAUUUCACGCCUCAGCUUCCUCUCAUGGGCUUCGUCGCUCGGGUUCAAGAGUCCAUCUCAGACGUGCCCCCGCCACCUCAACUGGCCCCCGAGGACCCAUCCAGGACUGAGGAGACUCCUCCCACUCGGCCUGUCGAGGGAGGACGGGAAGAGGAGGACUCGUCGGUGGUGGAGUACAACGACCCGUACGCAGAGGAAGACCCUUCCUGGGCUCCCAGAACCUACCAGGAGAAAGUGGUGGCCAUCUACGACUACGCAGCCGACAAGGAGGACGAGCUAUCCUUCCAGGAAGGCGCGAUCAUUUAUGUCGUCAAGAAGAACGAGGACGGCUGGUUCGAAGGCGUUAUGAACGCCACCACCGGACUCUUCCCCGGAAACUACGUGGAGUCCAUCAUGCACUACGCCGACUGACUUUUUUUUUUUUCCCCACAAGCCCUUGCACUUCUGCUGUGGUUAGCUCCCAUACAAAAGCAGACGCAACGCUAAAUAAAAGCACACUAUAACAGUAAUAAUAAUGCAUGAAUUGUGCUGAAAAGGACACUCAAACUGAAGUCACACAGUCUCCGUCAGCUGUUGUGGUGUUACCAUGGACGUUGGUGGACGUUUUCUAGUUUACAGCGUGUUUGCUUGCAUGUGUGCUGUGUUUACAGUCAUGUUAUGUGACAUUUUAUAUGCUUCUGCUUCAUACGUUUUCUUAUUGUUCUAUGCUUUACUCUCUGCGUCUCUUGCCCUUUAACGGAUGACCUCUUGUGCCAUAAAAACGUGUGUGUGUGUGUGUGUGUGUGUGUGUGUGUACACAGUGUGAACCAAAAUGUCAAUGAGUGAAGGAUUUUACCCUCAAAAGUGUAUGCUAAUGAGCCAAUAUAAUCAGCAGGAUCAUGUGACCAAUCAAUAUGAAGGCGAGAAGUUUAGACAAAAAAAUUGUGUGUAUGUAUAUAUAUAUAUAUACAUAUAUAUAUAGUGAUAUUUUGUGCUUUUGAUAAAAAAAUAUAUCUAUUUUUCAUGUUGUGCUGUGUAAAAUAUUUCAAUAUCAUUAACAAUGCUGGACCAAUGUUGUAGUUCUAAUUGCCAAACAAAGGACAGUAAGAUUAACUGUACACAAAGGGUUAAAGUUCAUGCCAAAAGUCAUAGACGUAGAUGGACGCCGCAUCGAGCGCUCAGCCGUCCGUCAACGGCGCCGCCAUAUUGGAUGGGUCAAGGCUCCUCUGUAAACGAAUACAAUACAGUUAAAUGUACUUACUUUCGUUAAGCGCUUUUCUUCAAAGAAAUUUAAGUUAAUGCCUCUCGUUUACACAUUCACACACGCACUAAUAUAAUUGGGAAAGAGUUGGGCACUAAAAACAAUCAUAUUGUUUUUAGUGCCCAAUUAUCUUUAUAAUUUUAUAUAAUAUAUAUAAUUUGGUUUCCCAAUUAUAUUAGUGCGUGUGUGAAUGUGUAAACAAGAUAAUUCAACUUAAGUUUCUUUGUAGAAGGUCGCUUUAUGAAAAUAAGCAAACCCACUCGGUGCGGCGUCUAUCUAUGUCUAUGCCGGAAGUAGAAGAAAAUGUUAAUCUUACUUUUAAUGUUCCUUGUUGAAGUACAAAUGUACAGGCAAUAAAGUUUGUGAUUUGAAAUGUGAUUUUUUUUAAUAAUCUGCAAUUAUUUGUGACCUCUGCCUUUUGUGUGUGUUUUGAUUGUAAUAAACCAAAAAUCGACAACAUGCGUGAAGGAUUAGACUUUGUUGAGGAAGUUUUGAUCUUCACGGUAUUAAACUACAAGUUCCAUGACGCACCACUACGGAACAUUUGUUAAACCGUUGCACUAUAGGUCCCAUGAUGCACUUCACCGGAAACGGUCAAAUCGUGAUUUAAAACCAACAAGCUCGCCGGCUCUGUUGAGUUUUGUUUUCGAAAAAAAACGCGCCAAAUAACCUGGACUUGUUUGUGUUUAUGGCUCCAUAAGGGCCUAAAGACACCCCGGGGUGGAAACUUGACAACCCGACUUUUACUUCACCAUGGCUUCCCUAUUUUAUGUCGGUUAGCGGUGUCAAGCUAACGCACAGCUAGCUAACUGGCUACCCUUCGCUUUCCUUACAGACAUUGACAGACGCCACAAACAUGAAGGAUCUCCGCUAGGUGAUCUUCUGCAGGCUCCACCAU